Molecule: messenger RNA, 2948 nt
Organism: Musca vetustissima
Lineage: Eukaryota; Metazoa; Arthropoda; Insecta; Diptera; Muscidae
Gene: trh
Product: protein trachealess
Exons: 9
Coding region: 1-2916 (971 amino acids)
Biological process (GO): regulation of transcription by RNA polymerase II
Molecular function (GO): RNA polymerase II transcription regulatory region sequence-specific DNA binding; protein dimerization activity; DNA-binding transcription factor activity, RNA polymerase II-specific
Source: RefSeq, a predicted model, not a curated record
AUGUUACCCUAUCAAGCCGUCGCCAUGGAUUAUGCUGGCUAUCCACGUCAACAAACACCGGGUCAUCCCGGUAGCCACAUGGCACCCAUGGGUUCAUUGGGUAUGCCGACGGUGGGCGCCGGAGCAUUUACCCAUUCAUGGCUAGUACCAACACAAGAUUUGUGCGCUGUGCCUUAUAAUAAAAUGCCAAAUCAACAUCAUCAUCAGCAGCAUCAACCACAGCCAUUGGAACCAGGAAUUCUAGAACUGCGCAAAGAAAAAUCCCGCGAUGCAGCCCGCUCCCGACGCGGCAAAGAGAAUUUCGAAUUCUAUGAAUUGGCGAAAAUGUUACCAUUACCUGCAGCAAUCACCAGUCAAUUAGAUAAGGCUUCGAUAAUAAGACUGACCAUAAGCUAUUUAAAAUUAAGAGACUUCUCCAGUCAUGGUGAUCCACCAUGGACCCGGGAACAAAGCACCAGCAGCAAAUUGAAAAGUGCAGCCAUAAGACGCAGCCCCGCCGUUGAUUUAUUCGAACAACAUCAGGGUACCCACAUAUUACAGUCUUUGGAUGGCUUUGCCUUGGCCGUUGCUGCUGAUGGCCGUUUCCUGUAUAUUUCGGAAACGGUAUCCAUAUAUUUGGGUUUGUCACAAGUCGAAAUGACUGGCAGCAGUAUAUUUGAUUACAUACAUCAAGGUGACCAUGCUGAAAUUGCUGAACAAUUGGGUCUGAGUUUAACAUCGGGUGGUAUAAAUGGUACAGGAUCAUCAGCGGGUGCGGGUGGCAUGUCAUCGCCACACUCAGGUGGUUCGGAUGAUGGCAUUGGUUCACAUGGUACCAAUAAUCCAGAUGUUUCCGGUCAAAUGACCAUGAACUCAAAUAGCGGCUACAAAGGUUUCGAACGUUCAUUUUGUGUACGCAUGAAAUCCACCUUAACCAAAAGAGGCUGUCAUUUUAAAUCUUCCGGUUAUAGGGCUAAUGACCAAACGGCCAGUGGUGGUAAAAAUGGUAAAAACAUGGGCACCAAUUAUUCGGUUGUACUAUUAUUGUGUAAACUACGACCGCAAUAUACAUUUUCCCACACAAGAAAAUCUCAACCCCCACUAUUAGGUAUGGUCGCCUUGGCCAUAGCGCUGCCACCACCAUCUGUGCAUGAAAUACGCUUAGAAUGCGAUAUGUUUGUGACAAGACUUAAUUUUGAUUUUCGCAUUGCCCACUGUGAGCCAAGAAUAUCCGAUUUGUUGGAUUACUCCCCGGAAGAAAUGGUGGGCAAAAGUAUGUAUGCCCUGUGCCAUGCUGAAGAUGCCAAUCGUAUGCGAAAACAUCACACAGAUUUAAUUGAAAAAGGCCAAGUCCUCACCGGCUAUUAUCGGCUAAUGAACAAAAGUGGAGGCUAUACCUGGAUGCAAAGUUGUGCCACCGUCGUGUGCAACUCCAAAAAUGCCGAAGAACAAAACAUCAUCUGUGUCAACUAUGUGAUCAGUAAUCGUGAAAAUGAAAACCUAAUUUUGGAUUGUUGCCAAUUGGAGCCGAGUAUUGAUAACAUCAAACACGAAGAUCUAUCAAGUUUGGAUAAAAGUUCAGGUUCACCCAGUGGUGAUCCAUCAUCAAGUGCAAUGGAUAAUGCUGGUAGUCUUAAUGGUCUGACGGGAGCAGAAACUAAAUUGGCAUCGCCAAAAACUGAACCCGAUAGCCAACAACAACAGCAGCAACAACAACGAUCCCGAGGACGUAACGCCAAUAAUGCAUCAAACAAUAAUUUGAAUUUAAUUAAAGAUAGUCCCAGUACACCAACUGUUGUGGGCACUUUGGAUGAUGGUUCCGUUAAUAAUUUACCCACCACAGUUGCGCAAGCACCCACACCGGCACCCGCAACAACAACAAAACGUAAACGUAAGAGCAAAGUAGUACCGCAACAGACAGAUGUGGAUGCAAGCAAUGUCACCGUUGAUCCGGUGAUUAGUGAACCAAAUGCCAAAGUUCCUGCUUUAGAUCGUGAUACUCCACGUAGUAGACUACCAUCGAUCAUAGAUGAUAGCCAGCAGCAGCAGCAACAACAACAGCAGCAGCACCAACAACAACAACAGCCACCAACUCAACCGCCUCCAAUACAAAAUGCUGAAUCAUCCGUUAAGGAUUUGGAACAAGCCAUGUCAAAACAUCUGCCUUCGCCCGGCAGUGCGGCUGGUAAUCCUGUGACCAAUACCACCGAUUUCAGUACGGAUUCUCUGCUCAAACAACAACAGCAACAAAAUGACAAAAACAGUACCAUUCAAUGGAUUGGAGCACCGCACUAUCAACAACCAGCACCACCAAUGCCAGCCACAGCUUUGCUACGGCAGAUCUAUGCAAAUCGUGAAAGUGUCAUAAGGGCCACAGCGCGGCAAACGCCUACCGGUGUAUUCUAUGGUGACCAACAGACUGGACCCCUACCCACACCACCCGGCAGUGAGUCGUCCUAUGAUAAUCAAUACAUCCAACUACAUGCACAUCCCCAAAAGACUUCUACGGAUGCCUUUACCAACCUGGUGUCCACCUACGGAACUUAUCAUCACAGUUCCAUCGACUAUCACAAUGCCAUGACACCGCCCAGCUCGGUAUCACCACGUGAUUCAAAUAACUCUUUGAAUGCUGGAAAACCUCCUUCAUCGGCGACAACACUGACCACUCUAAACGGUAGCUAUGAAUAUGUUGAUCCACUGAAAUCGCAAUAUCCAUCGACUAGUACCAGUGCAAGUGAUGUUUCGUCACCACUUCCGCUUAAACCUCAACCCUACUCGGCAACAGCUGCAAUGCAUCACACCAGUACUACGGCUGAUGCCACAAGUGGCUUGACCUAUAGUAAUUUGGAUCAGCAGCAAUAUUUUGCACCGCAUUCCAGUUUUCAUUUAUAUCAUAAGGGAGCUCCGACAAGUGGUUGGUAUUCAACACCCUCAUAGGUCGACCUCAACAAUCAAAAUUAUGAUGUAAC